CACGUUUGCGGUUCUUCUUACAUUUACACUUCACGCUCAAACAGUCUGAAAAGGUACAAAAUUCGGAGGUGCCUUUUUUUUCUCCUCUUUCAAAAUCUAAGCUCUCCUUCUCUUCUCUCCGACCACCACCUCCACCGGACUCCAAAUCCAAAUCGGAAUCCUGUCGGGGUUCAAUGGAGGUGCAAAUGGAUGAUUUGAAUGGGACAGUCGAAACUUCUGCAGGAGGGGAAUCAAACAAUAUUGAAGUUGGCCCAUGUCAAGAACCAUAUGAGGGUAUGCUUUUUGAAUCAGAAGAAGCUGCCAAAGUAUUCUAUGAUGAUUAUGCCAAGCGUGUUGGAUUUGUGACCCGUGUUUUGUCAUCCCGGAAGUCUGAGCGUGAUGGGUCAAUAAUCUCUCGUGGACUUGGAUGCAGAGGGAUCUCUGAGAAUCGUAGAAAAGUAAUGCAGAAGGAGUGUGGAGAACAAGAAGUUUGUCCAGCCAUGGUCUUGUUGAAACAAGAGAUGCCUGGAAGAUGGGUUAUCAAGAAAUUUUUGGGGGACCAUAAUCAUCUGUUAGUGAUUCAAUCACCAAAGAUCCGCAAAACACUUGAUGAGAAGGAUAAAAAAAUCCAGGAGUUAUCUGCAGAGCUACGAGUUAAGAAGCGGUUAAGUGCAGCAUAUAGAGAUCAGCUACUCGCCUUUAUCAAGGAUAUUGAAGACCACAAUGCGCACCUUUCAACAAAAGUUCAAUCGGUUUCUAACAAGAUAAAAGAGCUUGAAGCUAAAACAGGUGCUGUAACGCGAUAGGUGAUUUACAGUUGUUGUGUGAGUAUGAUUUCGUUUCUAGGAGGGCCUUAAUUGUAUUUCUCGAAUGUCGAAUCAGAAACUCCGGACUGAGGAAACUUGGAAAUAGGAUGCUUCUGAAUCUUCUAUCUUUCGAGUGUAAAUAUACCUCCAUCAUUUCCUUUGUGAAUUUCUCUACAUGCUGAUCUCCUUCGGACCUCUUUAGAAAGUUCGUGAACCUUCUUAUUUGGU
Messenger RNA from Pyrus x bretschneideri (Chinese white pear), 1013 nucleotides. Its product is annotated as protein FAR1-RELATED SEQUENCE 5. The transcript has 3 exons. The coding region runs from base 174 to 785 and encodes 203 amino acids. The record is from RefSeq and is a predicted model, not a curated record. NCBI's taxonomy places the organism in Eukaryota, Viridiplantae, Streptophyta, Magnoliopsida, Rosales, Rosaceae.